Molecule: messenger RNA, 243 nt
Organism: Melampsora larici-populina 98AG31
Lineage: Eukaryota; Fungi; Basidiomycota; Pucciniomycetes; Pucciniales; Melampsoraceae
Exons: 3
Coding region: 1-243 (80 amino acids)
Source: RefSeq, a predicted model, not a curated record
AUGACAGCCUCCUUGUUGAGGGGCCUCGCAGCGACGGCAGUACAAGUGACGGCCAUGACCACUCGAUUUCGGUACCCAAACGCAUUGCCGAAACUCCUUCGGCUCCUAUGCCAUCAACCGCUGCAACUCCCGGUGCUGGGCAACACAAUUGACCGCGAUCACUCCUGGGCCCGAGGAAUUACAAGCAGUUCAGGAUAUCUUAGAUGCACAAUCUCCCAAUUUGGUGCCACACAAGAUGAAUAG